AUGGACUCCGGCAACAGUGGCAGCCUGCAGUCGUCCAGCGGCGGCGACGACGAGUUCGACUCCAGAUGCGGUGCCGACUCCUCGCCGCUCUCCGCCCUGCUCCGGCAGCCGCCGCUGCCGCCAUCCGUGCCGGGCUUCGGCGGCGGCUCCUUGAUCUACGGCCUCCAGGAUCUCCGCACGCCGCCGCUGUCCAACUGGUGCUCGACGACGGCGCCACUCCCGGCCGGCGCAGACACCUCGCCGCCGUCGCUGCUCGGCCAUGUUGCAGCUAUGGCGGCCUCUGCGGCGGCCGACCAGGCUGACGCAGCGCCCGCCCAGGCCGCAGCGGCGGCGCCGCCACGGGGGUCGAGGAAGCGUGCGCGGGCGUCGCGCCGCGCGCCCACCACGGUGCUCACCACCGACACCUCCAACUUCCGCGCCAUGGUGCAGGAGUUCACCGGCAUCCCCGCCCCGCCCUUCGCCGGCGGCACGACCGCACGCUCCCGCUUCGACCAUCACUUCUUCCCCUUGCGCACCGCCACCGCUGCCGCCGGGACCACGAGCCCCGCCACGCUCCCGCAGUACCUCCUCCGCCCCUUCGGGCAGAAGGUCCAGGUCCACGCGUCGUCGACCCCCUACCCGCCGAGCUUCACCUCGCCCUCCACGUCCUCACCGGCGCCGGCCAACAUCUCCAUUGCCCCUGCUUCCACCACCACCGCAGGCACGACGGCCUUGGCGUCGUCCAGCGACAGCUACCACCAGCUCACAGCAGCCUCGACGUCCGCUCUUCUCGGGAUGCAGCAAGAUCACAGCAGCAACCACUACCACUCGUUCCACCAGAGCUCCUCCCUCGGCGGCGACGGCAAUUACGCGGCGCACCCAGCGUUCGACCGCGGCAUAGCGCCGACGCCGCCGUCGUCCGCCACGAGGCUGCAGGACCCGGCGGACUUCUUGGGUCUCACACACGACCACGGCGUCAUGGUGGGCACCCAAGGGCCGCACGCACACUUGCACCCGCGCAACGGCGGCCACUGCAAAGCGACGUACUCUUCGACGCGGCCUCUGCUGGAGCGCAGUCGGCGUAACCCGUCGGCCGACGGCUCCACAGCGACGACGACGACGGCCCCGGUGGCGGCAACGGCGGGCAUGAGAACGCAAGCAGGCAUCGUCGACUCAUGGGUCUGCACAUCAGAUUAG
This is a messenger RNA of Miscanthus lutarioriparius, 1176 nucleotides long. NCBI's taxonomy places the organism in Eukaryota, Viridiplantae, Streptophyta, Magnoliopsida, Poales, Poaceae. The record is from the annotation of a GenBank genome assembly.